Sphaerodactylus townsendi is the source of this 8454-nucleotide messenger RNA. Its product is annotated as IgGFc-binding protein-like. The transcript is spliced from 19 exons. The record is from RefSeq and is a predicted model, not a curated record. Bases 1 to 8454 code for a protein of 2817 amino acids. NCBI's taxonomy places the organism in Eukaryota, Metazoa, Chordata, Lepidosauria, Squamata, Sphaerodactylidae. Gene Ontology annotation, cellular component: extracellular matrix.
AUGGGGGAAGGGAAGAGGGGAAUGGAACAGGGGGGAAAGUCGGGGAGAAGGGGGAGAUCAGAGCUCCUCAUCCUCAUCCUCUUCCUGGACACCUGCAUUGGUGAAUCUUUCAAGAGUCACAAAGCUCGUGCUAGCCUGUUUUUCCCUAAAGUGAAGCUAGAGCAAGAGUCCCCGGAAAAGGCAAUAAUGAUGAGAAGCCUGAAGGCUGCUCCUGCAACCGCCACCUCCUUUGGAAGGGGCCCAGUAUUCUCUACAGGCAUUGUAGAAGGGCACUGUCUCACCUCUGUACAGCUCCCCCCGCCCCCGCCCGCCACCAAGUUAUCUGGGGUCCUGACCUGGAUAGUCCAAGCUAGCCCGGUCUGUGUAAGACCGGCCCACAGCGGUAAGUACGUGUGUGGCAAUUGGCUGGAAACAGGAGUACUGUCAAAAUGUUACUUCUCUGGGCCUGGUUCACACUUCCAUGUGCAGCCAGUGAAGGCGGUCACAGCCAGCCUGGACGAUGCCAAUGGGACCGCUCUGCCCCCACUGAGCCCUCAAACCAGCCUCUGCAGUGGAAUGCAUUGUCAGAAGGGAACUAUCUGUGUCGUUCGGCAAGAACAGCCACGAUGCGUUGCAGAAUUUCAGACUUGUGACUCCUACCAAUGCCCGGCGGGAACUGUGUGUGAGGUGGCCCAGGGGGUCCCCAGGUGCACCCCUUAUGCACAGUCUUGUCAUCGCAUCAGAUGCCCAGAUGGCACGAGAUGUGAACUGCAGGACGGUGUUCCUAGAUGUGUACCGGCACUGCCAUCGUGUGCCGACGUUCGCUGCAAUGAAAGCACCAUCUGUGUAGUAACCAACAGUGUCCCUCGAUGCAUCCCUGUACCCUUGUCCUGCCAAGAUGUCAGAUGCCACCCAGGAACUGUGUGCAGCUUUGUUAACGGGUGGCCUGUGUGCGCGCCCAUCCGGCCUUCCUGUGACAAAGUCUCAUGCAGCGAUGGAACUGUGUGUGAGAUGGUUCAAGGCCAGCCAAGAUGUGUCCCGUCACCAGCAUCCUGCAACGUCUUUCUGUGUGAAAAAGGAACCACCUGUGAGAUAGUUGGUGGGCGUCCAAAGUGUGUCUCAAGGCCUUCGUCUUGUCGAGAUGUAAAAUGUGCACUUGGGGAGGUGUGCAGGAUGGAAAAUGACUUGCCCAGAUGUCUAGCCACGCCAACAUCUUGCGAAAAAGUUCACUGCAAACUGGGAACAAUGUGCGAAUUAGUUGAUAGCAUGCCCACUUGUGUAUCUAUCCUACCUUCUUGCCGCAGGGUUGAAUGCCACACAGGAAGCAUGUGCAAGAUGGUUGAUGGCUGGCCAAACUGUGUGCCAGCUACCCCCAUACUAUCGUGUGAUGAAAGUCAAUGCCAACCAGGGACCACGUGUGAAAUUGUGGAUGGACAGACCAGAUGUGUUCCGAUCCCACCAUCUUGUGAUCAAGUCAGCUGCAAAGCAGGGACCAUGUGUCAUACUGUGGACGGAUUCCCCAAAUGCGUCCGCGUACUGCCUUCCUGUGAUAGAAUCCAGUGCAACCCAGAAACUGUUUGCACAAUCACUGAUGGCUGGCCCAGAUGUGUUCCCGUCCCUCCAUCUUGUGACAGAUACCUUUGCAGAGGAGCAACUAUUUGCAGAGUUGUUGACAAUUGGCCCAGAUGUGUUCCCAUCCCAAAUUCUUGUGACAACGUUGGAUGCAAGGAAGGGACUGUCUGCCAAAUGGUUAAUAGUUGGCCCAAGUGUGUUUCUGCCCCAACAUCCUGUGACAACAACCAAUGCAAAGCUGGUACUGUGUGUGAAAUGGCCGAUGGUUGGGCCAAAUGUAUUCCCAUCCCACAAUCCUGUGCCAAUCAUCACUGUCAUGUGGGGACAGUAUGUCAAGUUGUUGAUGGGUUCCCAAAAUGUGUCCCCAUUCCACAGUCCUGUUCCAAUCAUCACUGUCAUGUGGGGAGUGUAUGUCAUGUCAUCGAUGGGUUCCCCAAAUGUGUUCCCAGCUCACCAUCCUGUGCCAGUCAUCAUUGUCAUGUGGGGAUGGUAUGUCAAGUUGUUGAUGGGUUCCCCAGAUGUCUUCCUAUCCCACAAUCCUGUGCCAGUCAUCACUGUCAUGUGGGGACUGUAUGUCAUGUCAUCAAUGGGUUCCCCAAAUGUGUUCCCAACUCACCAUCCUGUGCCAGUCACCACUGUAAUGCGGGGACAGUCUGUCAAGUGGUGGACGGGUUCCCCAAAUGUGUUCCCAACCCCCCAUCCUGUGCUAGUCAUCACUGUAAUGCAGGGACAGUAUGUCAAGUGGUGGACGGGUUCCCCAAAUGUGUUCCCAACUCACCAUCCUGUGCUAGUCAUCACUGUAAUGCGGGGACAGUAUGUCAAGUGGUGGACGGGUUCCCCAAAUGUGUUCCCAACUCACCAUCCUGUGCUAGUCAUCACUGUAAUGCGGGGACAGUCUGUCAAGUGGUUGACGGGUUCCCCAACUGUGUCCCUAACUCACCAUCUUGUGCCAAUUAUCACUGUCCUGUGGGGACCACAUGUCAACUGGUUGAUGGAUUCCCCAGAUGUUUUUCUAUCCCACAAUCUUGUGACAAUUAUCAUUGUCAUAUAGGGACCUUAUGUCAAGUUGUUGACAGGUUCCCCAAAUGUGUUCCCCUCCCACAAUCCUGUGCCAAUCAUCACUGCCAUGUGGGGACCAUAUGUCAAGUUGUUGAUGGGUUUCCCAAGUGUGUUCCCAACUCACCAUCCUGUUCCAGUCACCACUGUAAUGCAGGGACAGUAUGUCAAGUGGUGGACGGGUUCCCCAAAUGUGUUCCCAACUCACCAUCUUGUGCAAAUUAUCACUGUCCUGUGGGAACCAUAUGUCAAGUUGUUGAUGGGUUCCCCAGAUGUCUUCCUAUCCCACAAUCUUGUGACAAUUAUCAUUGUCAUAUAGGGACCGUAUGUCAAGUUGUUGAUGGGUUCCCCAAAUGUGUUCCCUUCCCACAAUCUUGUGCCAAUUAUCAGUGUCAUGUGGGGACAGUAUGUCAAGUUGUUGAUGGGUUCCCCAAAUGUGUUCCCAACUCACCAUCAUGUGCUAAUUAUCAAUGUCAUGCAGGGACAGUUUGUCAGGUUGUUGAUGGGUUCCCCAAAUGUGUUCCCAACUCACUAUCUUGUGCCAAUUAUCAAUGUCAUGCAGGGACAGUUUGUCAGGUUGUUGAUGGGUUCCCCAAAUGUGUUCCCAACUCACCAUCUUGUGCCAAUUAUCAGUGUCAUGCAAGGACAGUAUGUCAGGUUGUUGAUGGGUUCCCCAAAUGUGUUCCCAUACCACAAUCUUGUGCCAAUUUUCAAUGUCAUGCAGGGACAGUUUGUCAGGUUGUUGAUGGGUUCCCCAAAUGUGUUCCCAACUCACCAUCUUGUGCCAAUUAUCAGUGUCAUGUGGGAACAGUUUGUCAGGUUGUUGAUGGGUUCCCCAAAUGUGUUCCCAACUCACCAUCUUGUGCCAAUUAUCAGUGUCAUGCAAGGACAGUAUGUCAGGUUGUUGAUGGGUUCCCCAAAUGUGUUCCCAACUCACCAUCUUGUGCCAAUUAUCAGUGUCAUGCAAGGACAGUAUGUCAGGUUGUUGAUGGGUUCCCCAAAUGUGUUCCCAUACCACAAUCUUGUGCCAAUUUUCAAUGUCAUGCAAGGACAGUAUGUCAGGUUGUUGAUGGGUUCCCCAAAUGUGUUCCCAUAGCACAAUCUUGUGCCAAUUUUCAAUGUCACACGGGAACAGUAUGUCAAGUUGUUGAUGGGUUCCCCAAAUGUGUUCCCAACUCACCAUCUUGUGCCAGUUAUCAGUGUCACGUGGGGACUGUAUGUCAUGUCAUCCAUGGGCUCCCCCAAUGCGUUCCCAUUUCACAAUCCUGUGCCAAUUAUCACUGCGAUAUUGGGACCACAUGUCAAAUUGUUCAUGGGUGGGCCCGAUGUAUUCCCAUCCCCCAAUCCUGUGCCAGUCAUCACUGCAAUGCAGGGGAUCUAUGUCAUGUUGUUAAUGGGCUACCCAAAUGCUUUCCCAUCCAACAAUACUGUGCCAGUCAUCCCUGCAAUGUGGGGAGUGUGUGUCACAUUGUAGAUGGGCUGCCCAAAUGCAUCCCCAUCCCACAACCCUGUUCCUGUGCCAAUCAUCCCUGCGAUGCAGGGACUGUAUGUUACAUUGUUGGUGGGAUCCCCAGGUGCCUCCCCUUCCCACAAUCCUGUGCCAACCUGCACUGUACAGAGGGAACUAUCUGUAAACUUGUGGAUGGCAGGCCCCAGUGUGUUCAUGUCUCAGGAUCCUGCAGUAGUACACAUUGUAAACAAGGGACUGUGUGUCAUGUCAUCAAUGGCUGGCCCAGAUGUGUAGAAGCUGCACAACCAUGCCACACAAUUGACUGCAGCACAGGAAUGACUUGUGUAGUCCAAGAUGGUUUACCCAAGUGUGUUCCUGUUUCCCCCGCCCAGUCCGCUUGCUGGGCCUCUGGCCAGACACACUACCACACCUUUGAUGGACGCAACUACGAUUUCCAAGGUACCUGUGCCUACACCAUGGUCAAGACAUGCCAACCUCAUUCCAAGCUACCGUUCUUCCAUGUUUUCACUGAGAGCCAGAGGAGCAGCAACGCCCCGCUCUCUUUCUUCAGCCAGGUCACCCUCACUGUCCACAGCGUCAACAUCAGCAUGGUCAAGUACGAAUACGGAUUUGUCCGAGUCAACCAAGUGCGCUCACGUCUGCCCAUAAGUUUGCAAGGUGGGAAACUUUCUCUUCACCACCGGGGAGGCCAACUGAUGAUCGAGACGGACUUUGGCCUGCACCUUUACUAUGACUGGAAUUACUAUGUAGAGAUAAACAUUACGGCGGCCUUCCGAGGCUAUGUUUGUGGCCUCUGUGGCAACUACAAUGGAGACCCCAAUGACGACUUUGUGGCCUCUUCUGGUGGCCUGGCCACUGAUUCAAGGAACUUUGGCAAGAGCUUCAUGGUGAAGGAUGGAAAUGGAACCUGCAGCCACGGGUGCCGCGGCAAAUGCUGGCGCUGCCCCCCAGCGCUGUUAGCCAGGUACAGCGAGGAGGCCUUUUGCGGACUGAUGGCCAAGCACGGGGAAGGUCCUUUCCACCCCUGCCAUUCCGUGCUCAAUUACAAACCUUAUCUGGAUAACUGUGUGAGCGACUUAUGUGCUUUCGAUGGCUACAAGCAGAUCUUGUGCGGAGCACUGAAGACUUACGCAGACGCCUGCCAAAGGAAAGGAGCAGCCAUAUCGGACUGGAGGAAAGAGGCCGGCUGUCCCCUCUCUUGUCCUGAGAACAGCCAGUACGUGGCCUGUGGUUCAGCGUGUCCUGCCACCUGCAAUGACCUUGAUGCUCCAAAGAAGUGUCACCUACCUUGCAUGGAGGCUUGCAAGUGCAACCCAGGUUAUGUGCUGGAUAGUGGCAGGUGCAUUCCUAGCGACCGAUGUGGCUGCAUCCACCAGGGUCAGCUCUACGCCCCCAAUGAGCAAUUCUGGGAUGACCAAUAUUGCACCAAACUUUGCUCGUGUAGGCCUCAAGACAGGAGAGUGGUCUGUCAGGUAUCCAAGUGUGGGGAGCAGUCCGUAUGCAGCGUGGACGACGGCAUCAGGGGUUGCCACCCCAGGAAUUAUAGUACCUGCUCUACCCUUGGCCAGUUGCAUUAUUUAACUUUCGACGGGCUGCACUAUGACUUCUAUGGGACAUGUGUUUAUCGCUUGGCUGAACUCUGCCAAAGGAGGACAAAUCUCACGCACUUCCAAGUCCUUGUGCAACCUGGGUUGGAGGGCCCCACAGAUCCCACUGCCACCAAAAUCAUGGAAGUCAAUGUCAAUGGGUUCAUCAUCACAGUCCAACGCAAUAAAGUCUUGCUGAAUAACUUGUUGAUCAACUUGCCGUACAACAUCAGACACAGCAAAGUCUCCCUUUACCGCCAGGGCUGGGACGUUGUCAUCAACACCGAUUUUGGCCUUACCGCGACAUUUGACUGGAAAAACAAUAUCCGUCUCACAGUGCCUGGAGCUUACGCCGGUCAUUUGUGCGGCUUGUGCGGCAACUUCAACGGAAAUCCCAACGACGACAUGCAGAAUCGGAGAGGGGUGUCACUUCCUCUCCCAAGAGACUUUGGCAGAACCUGGAAGGUCCGGGACAUCCCAGGCUGCACAGAGUUGGAAAAGAAGGAGUGUGUAAAUAUCCGGCAGGUGGAGCUCGCCCAGAGAAAGGGCAAGGAGUGCGGCGUCCUAUUGGAUAAGAAUGGCCCCUUCAGGGACUGCCACAACAAGGUGCCACCGGAACUGUACUUCCAAGACUGUGUCUUUGACUGGCCCAACUCGAAGCAAAGGACGACCAAAAGCAAUGCGUCGCAUCAUCGCCAUUGUCAAAUCCUCCAUAUCCGGCCAGACUGCCCGCUGAACAGCCAUUAUGCACUCUGUACUAGCAAUUGCCCCGUGACGUGCCGCAGCCUCUUUGACCGGACAGACUGCAACGCUAUGUGCCUCGAAGGGUGUAGUGAGUGUGAUGCAGGUUUUGUUCUGAGUGGGGAUACGUGCGUCCCCCUCUCCCAGUGUGGUUGCACCCACCAAGGCUUCUACUACAAAAUGGGAGACUCCAUCUAUCCCAAUGGGUUCUGCAAGGAACAAUGCGUUUGCCACACGGGGGGUAUCAUGCAGUGCCGGACGUCCUCCUGCGGUCCUCAGGCAGAGUGUCGCAUCGUGGAUGGGGUGCAGACAUGUCACUCCCUCAUGCCCAAGACUGGGACGUGCCACGUGUUCGGUGACCCCCACUUUCUCACCUUCGAUGGCCUCACGUACGACAUCCAGAGCAACUGCACUUACAUCUUAACCCGGAGUUGCAUGCUCAAGCACUCCAUUCCAUCCUUUGCGGUCAACGUGGAGAACGAGCGGCGGGCCAGGGGCAAGGUCUCCGUCACCAAGUCUGUGUCCGUCAUAGUCUAUGAACACACCUUCACCAUGAUGCGGGAAAAGAGGGGCUUCAUUCUGGUAAAUGGUGCUGCCCACGCCGUGCCUUUCCGUCUGGCAAGCAGCGGGGUGCGUGUCUACUACCAUGGGGACAACAUCAUACUUCAGACCGACUUCGGCUUGCACGCCUCCUUUGAUCAUUUCUACCAUCUCGCUGUCACGGUGCCCCACUCCUUUCAGAAACAGGUCUGUGGUCUGUGUGGCAACUAUAACGACCAACGUUUGGAUGACUUCGCAAUGCCUACCGGUGAAAGAGCCGCAAGCGUGCUAGCCCUUGUCUCCAGCUGGCGAGUGGACAAGCCGGCAACCGUCUGCACUCAGGACUGCAGUGCUAUGAUGUGCGGAUCUUGUCAUGAGAGCCGGAAGGCCAGCUACGUGCACAGCAGCCAGUGUGGCAUAUUGCAGUCGCCGUAUGGCCCGUUCAGCACAUGCUAUUCUACCGUCAACCCCACCAUCUUCUUCAAUAACUGCGUGCAUGACCUCUGCAAGGCACGAGGGAACCGCGUCAUCCUUUGCCGCGCUAUCCACAGCUACGUUACCGCUUGCCAAGCUGCUGGCAUCACGAUCAACCCCUGGAGGACACAGCAAUUCUGCCCCAUGAGAUGUCCAGCCAACAGCCAUUAUGAACUGUGUGCCAACGCUUGCCCCGGAGGCUGCAAAGAUGCGACCAGCAUCACCCAAUGCCCUCGCACCUGUGCCGAAGGCUGCCAGUGCAACGAGGGCUACUUUAUGGCUGAGUACCGCUGUGUUCCCAUGAGCCUGUGCCGAUGCUUCCACAAUGGCACAUGGUUUAAGAUGGGAGUGACGGUGUUGACAGCCGAAUGCCAGCAGCAGUGUGUCUGCCACCGUAAAGGGAAGGUGGUGUGCACACCAUAUCAGUGCGCAACUGGAAGGUCCUGUGUCUUGAGCAACCACAAAUGGGACUGUGUUCAGCCAGAGGGUCACUGCACUAUCGCCCACGGAGAUGUCUUCACCACUUAUGAUGGCGUUACCGGAAAAGUUCCUUCCAUUGGGUCCUAUGAGAUCUCCUCGCUCGUCAACACCACGUCGACUUCUUGGUUCCGGGUGGUGGCAGUCCUGCAGAAGUGCCCCACAUGCCCCACUCCUGUGGUGAACUCCGUCAUCAUCUUCUUCCAGAAUCUUGUUGUGAGGGUAAACCAGGAGGGUUCCGCUUGGGUGAAUGAGAAUCCUGCUCCGCUCCCAGCUCAGCCUUCCAAGGAGGUCACAGUAAGCCUGAUCCAGGGAGUGGUGGCGGUAGGUUUCAGAACGGACAUACGUGUUCUCCUCAGCAGCAAGGGAGAGGCGACGGUGGUUCUCAGCGGAACACUGUCCUACCAAGUACAAAGGGCAUGUGGGAACUUCAACGGUAUAGGCGAGGACGAUCUCCGGUUACCCAACGGCACGGUAGCGAAUAACAUUGGAGCUGUCCUCAGCUACUGGAGAGUCAGCACAACGGCACAACAAGGUCUUGCGAGGACCCAUCCCUAA